Suncus etruscus (white-toothed pygmy shrew) is the source of this 5613-nucleotide messenger RNA. RefSeq names its product carboxypeptidase D (gene CPD). Gene Ontology annotation, biological process: proteolysis. The transcript has 21 exons. Gene Ontology annotation, molecular function: zinc ion binding; metallocarboxypeptidase activity. Lineage: Eukaryota; Metazoa; Chordata; Mammalia; Eulipotyphla; Soricidae. The record is from RefSeq and is a predicted model, not a curated record. Bases 1 to 4164 code for a protein of 1387 amino acids.
AUGGCGAGCGGCCGCCUCUCGUCGCCCGGGCGCUCCGCACGCCUCCCGCCGCGGUUGCUGUGCCUGCUGCCGCUGCUGCUGCUGCUGCAGAGCCCGCGCCGCGUGGAGGCGGCGCACAUCAAGAAGGCGGAAGCGACCAAGACGAGCGCGCCGAGCGCCGAGGGCCGCUUCGACCGCUACUACCACGAAGAGGAGCUGGGCUCGGCGCUGCGGGAGGCGGCGGCCGCGGGGCCGCCGGGCCUGGCGCGGCUCUUCAGCAUCGGCCGCUCGGUGGAGGGCCGGCCGCUGUGGGUGCUGCGCCUCACGGCCGGCCUGGAGCCGCCCCCGGCCCCGGCCCCUGCCCCUGCCCCUGGGGCCGGCGCGGCGGAGGCGGCCGAGGCGGGGCCGCUGGUGCCCGGCCGGCCGCAGGUGAAGCUGGUGGGCAACAUGCACGGCGACGAGACGGUGUCGCGCCAGGUGCUGGUCUACCUGGCCCAAGAGCUGGCGGCCGGCUACCGCCGCGGCGACCCGCGCCUCGUCCGCCUGCUCAACACCACCGACGUGUACCUGCUGCCCAGCCUCAACCCCGACGGCUUCGAGCGCGCCCGCGAAGGCGAUUGCGGCCUCGGCCUCGGCGGCGACGGCGACGGCUCCUCCCGGGCCAGCGGCCGCGACAACAGCCGCGGCCGCGACCUCAACCGCAGCUUCCCCGACCAGUUCGGCACCGGGGAGCCGCCCGCCUUGGACGACGUGCCCGAGGUGCGCGCGCUCAUCGAGUGGAUCCGCAGGAACAAGUUUGUGCUUUCUGGAAAUCUGCAUGGUGGCUCAGUGGUUGCAAGCUAUCCUUUUGAUGAUUCUCCAGAGCAUGAGGUCACUGGAAUCUAUAGUAAAACCUCAGAUGAUGAAGUCUUUAAAUACUUGGCAAAAUCCUAUGCUUCAAAUCACCCUAUAAUGAAAACUGGUGCUCCACAUUGUCCAGGGGAUGAGGAUGAAACUUUCAAAGAUGGGAUUACAAAUGGUGCACAUUGGUAUGAUGUGGAAGGCGGUAUGCAAGAUUACAAUUAUGUCUGGGCCAACUGUUUUGAGAUUACAUUAGAACUGUCUUGUUGCAAGUACCCACCUGCUUCACAGCUCCAACAGGAGUGGGAGAAUAAUCGUGAGUCUUUGAUCACAUUGAUUGAAAAGGUCCACAUUGGAGUGGAAGGCUUUGUUAAAGAUUCAAUAACAGGAUCUGGCUUAGAGAAUGCAACCAUCUCAGUGGCUGGUAUUAAUCAUAAUAUCACAACAGGCAGAUUUGGUGAUUUCCAUAGAUUGCUUGUUCCUGGAACCUACAAUGUUACAGCAGUUUUAACUGGAUAUAUGCCACUGACUGUUAAUAAUAUAAUAGUGAAAGAAGGACCAGCCACAAAAGUGAAUUUUUCCCUUCGGCCAACCGUGACUCCAAUGAUUCAUGACACAACAGAGACUGUAACAACUGCUAGCACAGUUACGAUACUGAAUAUUCCUCCUGGAACAAAAUCCUCCCCUGAGCCAAUUCAGCCAAAGGACUUUCACCACCACCAUUUCCCUGAUAUGGAAAUCUUCUUGAGAAGGUUUGCUAAUGAAUAUCCUAACAUCACCCGGCUUUAUUCAUUGGGAAAAUCAGUAGAAUCAAGAGAACUUUACGUAAUGGAGAUAUCUGACAACCCAGGUGUACAUGAACCAGGUGAACCUGAAUUUAAGUACAUUGGGAAUAUGCAUGGAAAUGAAGUGGUUGGAAGAGAAUUGUUAUUAAACCUCAUAGAAUAUCUUUGUAAGAAUUUUGGAACAGACCCCGAAGUAACAGAUUUGGUUCGUAGUACUAGAAUUCACCUCAUGCCAUCCAUGAAUCCUGAUGGAUAUGAAAAGGCCCAGGAAGGGGAUUCAUUAAGUGUAAUUGGCAGAAACAACAGCAACAACUUUGACCUGAACCGGAAUUUCCCAGAUCAGUUCAUUCAGAUUACAGAUCCUACCCAACCAGAGACUAUUGCUGUGAUGAGCUGGAUGAAGUCAUUUCCAUUUGUAUUGUCAGCAAAUCUUCACGGAGGUUCUUUAGUCGUCAACUACCCUUUUGAUGAUGAUGAACAAGGGAUUGCCAUGUACAGUAGGUCACCAGAUGAUGCCGUGUUUCAACAGAUAGCACUUGCUUAUUCAAAGGAAAAUUCCCAGAUGUACCAAGGUAGACCUUGCAACAAUAUGUACCCUAAUGAAUAUUUUCCUCAUGGGAUAACAAAUGGAGCUAGUUGGUAUAGUGUCCCAGGUGGUAUGCAAGACUGGAAUUAUUUACAAACAAAUUGUUUUGAAGUGACAAUUGAACUAGGUUGUGUGAAAUACCCAUUUGAGAAAGAUUUGCCAAAAUAUUGGGAACAGAAUAGAAGAUCUCUACUCCAAUUUAUGAAGCAGGUUCAUCAAGGUGUGAAAGGAUUUGUUUUGGAUGCCACUGAUGGCAGGGGUAUAUUAAAUGCCACCAUUAGCGUUGCUGAAAUUAACCAUCCGGUGACAACUUACAAGGCAGGAGAUUACUGGCGUCUUUUGGUUCCAGGAACUUAUAAAAUCACAGCAUCUGCUCGAGGGUAUAAUCCAUUUACCAAGAAUGUGACUGUCAAGAGUGAAGGUGCCAUUCAGGUCAACUUCACACUUGUGCGAUCUUCAACAGAUGCAAACAAUGAAUCAAAGAAAGGAAAGGGGGAAAGCACCCACAGUGUUGAUGCCAGUGAUCCAAAUACUAAAGAGUUUGAAACUUUAAUAAAAGAUCUUUCAGCUGAGAAUGGCUUGGAAACUCUCAUGUUACACUCCUCCUCAAAUCUGGCGCUCUACCGAUACCAUUCAUACAAAGAUUUAUCAGAGUUUCUGAGAGGACUGGUGAUGAACUAUCCACAUAUUACAAAUCUUACCAGUUUGGGACAGAGUGCUGAAUAUCGUCAUAUAUGGUCUCUUGAAAUCUCCAACAAACCCAACAUAUCUGAGCCUGAAGAACCAAAGAUUCGUUUUGUGGCUGGUAUCCAUGGAAAUGCUCCUGUUGGAACUGAACUGCUUUUGGCUUUGGCAGAAUUUCUUUGCUUAAACUACAAAAAGAACCCAGCUGUUACCCAAUUGGUUGACCGGACUAGAAUUGUGAUUGUCCCUUCUCUAAAUCCAGAUGGGCGAGAGAGAGCACAAGAGAAAGAUUGUAGUUCUAAGACGGGGCAAACAAAUGCUCGUGGCAAAGACCUGGACACAGACUUCACAAGUAAUGCGUCCCAGCCAGAGACUAAAGCCAUCGUUGAAAACUUGAUUCAAAAACAGGACUUCAGUCUUUCUGUUGCUUUAGAUGGUGGUUCUGUGUUGGUCACAUACCCAUAUGACAAACCAGUACAAACAGUGGAAAACAAAGAGACUCUGAAGCAUUUGGCAUCUCUUUAUGCAAAUAACCAUCCCUCUAUGCACAUGGGUCAGCCCAGCUGUCCAAAUAAAUCAGAUGAGAACAUUCCAGGAGGAGUAAUGCGUGGAGCAGAAUGGCACAGUCACCUGGGCAGCAUGAAGGAUUAUAGUGUCACCUAUGGCCACUGUCCAGAAAUCACAGUCUACACCAGCUGCUGCUACUUCCCCAGUGCUGCACAACUCCCUUCCUUGUGGGCAGAAAAUAAGAAGUCUCUCCUUAGCAUGCUGGUAGAGGUUCACAAGGGAGUUCAUGGAUUUGUUAAAGAUAAGAUGGGAAAACCAAUCUCUAACGCAGUCAUUGUACUGAAUGAAGGUAUAAAAGUACACACAAAAGAAGGAGGUUAUUUCCAUAUUCUUUUAGCCCCAGGGGUCCAUAACAUCAAUGCCAUAGCUGAUGGGUAUCAGCAACAACAUUCACAGGUUUUUGUGCAUCAUGAUGCAGCUAGUUCUGUGGUAAUAGUCUUUGACACGGAUAAUCGGAUAUUUGGUUUGCCACGGGAGCUUGUGGUAACUGUAUCAGGUGCCACUAUGUCGGCAUUGAUCUUAACAGCUUGCAUUAUUUGGUGCAUCUGCUCAAUCAAGUCCAACAGACACAAGGAUGGCUUCCAUCGCCUCAGGCAACAUCAUGAUGAAUAUGAAGAUGAAAUCCGCCUAAUGUCAACUGGCUCCAAGAAAUCCCUCUUAAGCCAUGAGUUCCAGGAUGAAACGGACACUGAAGAAGAAACAUUAUAUUCUAGCAAACAUUGAAUCAAACCUUGCAUAUCUCCCAACUACAGUAUCAAGCAAAACUACAGUUCUUUUUGGGAGACAGUACAGUUAAGAAGAUGGACUGUCUUGCUUCUUCUAAGAGCUUUGGGAAGUUACCUUGCUAAAUUUCUAUUCUCUGUGAAUUUGGCUGGCAGUUUUGAACUUCCCUUCCUUAAAAUGUUCUAACCUUUAAAAAAAAAUCUGCUUUCUAUUUAUGCAGUGGAGAUGGAACAGCCAAUUUAUUUUUCUUUUUUAAUUUAAGAUGAGCUGUUUGCAGCUUAUGUUAUAACUGCAUAAAGCCAACUAGUGGAUGUUGUAUUUUGCACAUCGGGCGUUUACUAGUGACUUUAGCUUUUUAUUUUCAAUGGCCAAAAGAAUCCAUGAACAUUAAGGCAGGGACAGCAGUCAGAAUCUGACAUAUAGCUUUAAAAACUCUAGGUUUUCUCAACCUACUGAAGAGUACUUUUUUCUAAUUAUUAAAAAAGCUGGAGUUUCUCUUGCUAUUCAGGUUUAAUGAAGGCUGAAUUGAUUUUCAAAUAUAUAUGUAUAGAAUGUUAGAAAAUUAAAAAAUGGGCUUUUGCACUUGGCUUUUGCCUGUUCUAGGGCUUGAUCAGAACUGAUGAGCUGUGCUCCAAGCAGGAUUUCACUACCUCUCUUCUAAGGUUUAGCAAAGUUCUAAUUAUCCCCAUUUUAAGGGAGAACUUACUGACUUUGUUGUAAAAGAUCUAAAAGUCCAUUUGAGUGGAGCUCUCGAGAGACCUGGCAAAAUUCAUGCUGCCUAUCUUUUAACUCGGUAAAAACCCACCGGUGCUGCUGCUUUUAUCUGUGAAGCAUUAGUUUAUUGCAGAAAAGCCUAAUUCUUUCAGAUUUGCUAAAUUUGAACCUUUUCCUGUGCCGUACACAUAUGACCCAGCAAUCUGCAAGAUCUGAAUUCUACUGAAAAGAUAUUAAAUGUGGAAGAGACAUACUUGUAUAUUUUAGCCUACAUUUUGGACACAAAAAUAUCUACAGUUCUUGCUUCAGCCCAAGUCUAUGCCUAGUAGUAGCAUAUUGAUUUCAAAAUAGCUUGGCCAGUCUUAUUAAUAGUAGGCCUCUAAAGUGAUUGGGUUCUUGGUCCUAAUAUUUCAUUUGAUGGUCUCUUUUUGGUCAGCCAUUUUGUUAGGUGUUGAGUUGAAAACAUUGAAAUAUGGCUCCCUCCAUUAAAUAAAAUGCAGACUGUGGACUGCUGUGUGAUAGGACAUAGGUGUGAGUGUGAUUUUCACUGCCAGUCAGGUUACUACAAAGACCUGAAGAUUUACAUUUUCUUGUGUCUGUUGUAUCAUACUUUUCAAUGGAAACUAUGCUUUUUGUAAGUAUAAUAAGUGUUACCAAUGAAAAUGGCUAAAUAUCUUUGAAUGUUUUAAUGGCCAAGCUGCUGCUGAACUUGUAUUAAAUCAGGGGAUCAAAACA